AUCUGUGUGCGUGCUUGGAGGCAAUGCGCCCUGAAAGUCACGGAGCCCCGCCGUCUUGUGGCGUGCUUUUGGAGCUGAUGCUAGAAUCCUCUGCAACAUUCCUGCCGCGCUCCCGUCAGCUGACACAAUCGACUCAGACUCGCGUCCCCUCGCUUCCUGCUUCCAGCGGCACCUGCGGUCCAGCGGUUCAGCGGUCCAGCGAUGCUCGAUGCCAGUACUAGUACUGCGCCGGCAGGACGAGCCAGCUCUAUCCCCCCGGGCGCUUCAGAGAACACAAUGGUAGACGCACACAAGGCCAAGGAGGUGCAGCACGACAAUAUCGAGACGCUCCUGGCGUGGCUUGGGACGUUCAAAGGCUUCCACAACAAGCUCGCGCUCAAGGCUGCCGAUGACGCCGGCCGUGGUCUCUUCGCGUAUAGCCAAGCCAUCAGCCCCGGCGAGCCUAUCCUCGUCAUCCCCGCGGCGUCGCUGCUCAAUCCCCUCACGCUCGCCAAGUCGGCAUUGAACAGCAUCCCCGCGCACCUCUUCCCGGCGCCCGCAACCGCCUCGCCUCGCCAUUCCCCCAACGGCACGCCGCGCCUCACGACCACCCAGCUCCUGACUCUCCACCUCGCGCUAACACGCGACCCUCAGAAGCGCCACAAGUCAGAGUGGCAAGUGUUCGUGGAUACACUCCCCGAGUUCCGCCCACUGCACCCGCUUACAUGGGUCGUGCCGGACUCUGACGCCACCGAGCCUGACGCGUUCUGGCCUGCGCUCGAGCAGUGCCUUUCGGAAAGCGUGCGGAUCAAGGUGGACGCGGUGCGCCGGCGCUACGAGGCGGACAAAAAGCUGCUGCGCCAUGUGCUCGAGACCGAGCACCCGUUCAAAGCCCAAGACCUCAGCCGGCUUAUCUCGGACGAGACACUUCUGUGGGCAUGGCUCAACGUCAACACCCGUACCGUGUCGACGCCGCUGGGUCUCGCCGAGCCCUCCACAUCCAAGUGGACGGUGAACAACCACUCGUUCGUCCCGCUGCUCGAUAUGAUCAACCACUCCUCGUUGCCGGGCACGGAGUGCCCUAAGCCCGAGCCGAUGCCGAGCACGAGCGUGACGAAGCGGGGGGCGCGCGGCGCCGCGCGCCCCGGCACACAACACCUUGUGCCGGGCAAAGUCGACGUAGUGCUCUUCGCGCCGCACCGCGGUCUCGAGGACGGCGAGCAAGUGCUCUUCCUCUACGGCCCACAUUCCAACGCAACCCUCUUCGCCGAGUACGGCUUUACGGAAAUUGACCUUGGCGUGUGUCCCCUCACGUGGCCGAACGACGACAUCGACGUGGGCCCCUGGGUCGAGGCGCUGUGGAAGGAGGGCGGGAGCGACGCGAAGCGCGCCGCCCUCGAAGAGGCCGGGAUGUGGGACCACAACCGGCUGGCGGCGAACGGCGGCGAGCCGUGUCCGUCCGUCGGGCUCAUGACGACGCUGUGCGUCCUCGCGUCGCCCGAGGACGCCGUGUUCAACCCGCAUAAUAUGCACGCGCGCAAUUUCUCGCGGCCAACAAAAAUGGCGGCGCGCCGCAUGCUCCUGCGGAUAUGCGAGAGCGUGCUCGCCGACGCGGCGGACUGCCGCGACGAGCUCGACGAGGUCGCGCCGUCCGCGGGCAAGGCGCCCGAGAAGGUGUGGGCCGUCAGCAUCGUCCGCGGUCUGCUGCGUGAAGAGGAGGUUAUUACCCGCAGCGUCCUCGAGACCGUGCAGGGCGGGAGUGCGAUUCUGGGCUUCUAAUCGUUAGUAUCGCACGUGUGUGUCGGAAGCGGAAGCGUAGUCUCAUACACAACUCAAGACAAAAUCAAGAUAGAUCGCCUACGAGCGCUGUAGUGUAGAGUGUACAGGUGUAGCAUGAAUGGCCAUGUCUUUUG
Molecule: messenger RNA, 1892 nt
Organism: Cutaneotrichosporon oleaginosum
Lineage: Eukaryota; Fungi; Basidiomycota; Tremellomycetes; Trichosporonales; Trichosporonaceae
Biological process (GO): peptidyl-lysine monomethylation; peptidyl-lysine trimethylation
Molecular function (GO): protein-lysine N-methyltransferase activity
Source: RefSeq, a predicted model, not a curated record